AAAUAGGCCUACAUGCUGUUACAUGGCCAAGAAGAAGGAGGAAGUGCACUGAAUGCCAAACACGCAAUCUACCGGUACUUGUACUACGUGACUUGGCACUGACCUAUUCUUGACCUUCCAUGUAAUCACCUAACGUGACUUGUAUUCACUUAUACUUCGUUCGUAGAAAACAUUAAAAAAUGAAACAUCCCUCCCGACACCCCACGUCACUAGACAUAGGGUUUGGCACGCAGCUGAAAUUUGGCGAAAGGGCGGAAGGAACAGCGUGCAUGCUCUCUAGAAAUCCCGUGGCGACUUUGGCGUCAAGCACAUGAUGUUGGCAAGGGGUCUGACACUAUUUUCUGUUGCCAAUUAACGCAGGUGAGGUGGUUGUGUCCGCAGUGUGCUGGAUCAGUCACUAACUAGGUUUUACUCUGUGAACAUUAUAAUAAUAUCAGUGCAAGUUAUCGAGUGCGCACGUUAAAACAAAUAAAAACAAUAAGCGAAGCACUGUCUUUUUGUAACAAAAGGGUUGUGUCUAAUGUCUUGCCACCAAACGCGUGCUGACGUCUAAACUAAGCAAACGAGCUGGCAAGUCUCAUGGCGUCCGCAACCUGCCAAAUAGAAGAAAUCCCGAGGGAGGAGUCAGUCCCUCAGAUUCAUUUGCAGAUCAUACACCUGAAUUCUUCUUCCCUCAACGGCAGUGUUACAGGAGGCGCCCUGCAGCAGUUUAACCGCAAGCCAAUCGUGCUGAAGCGCUUGCAUAAGCUGCAAAGUUUUGACUACCUCUUGCAAGAAUCAAUCGAGGGCCACGCGAGUUCUGGAUUACGCCCGCAUCUACAAAACCGUAGAGGUUCUUCUCGGAAAGCAAAGAGUGUUGACAGUGGCGAAAAAUCUAAAGACAAUGGUAGCAUUCCCCAUGCAGAAGGUGACGAAUCUGUCUAUGUGCUCUUUGUGAAAGGCUUGAACAGUACUUUGACAGGAGAUAAAGAUAACAUUUUGAAAAGCCUAGCGCAAGUGUUGAACAAGCACACAGUUUCCGUUGCAGCCAAUGAGUAUAAACUUUUCUGUCGUCCAAGGUCCUCUUCAGCUAAAUCCACCUUGAAACAUAUCUGCCUUCACACUGGUAUGUUAGCUGUGAAUGAGAUGCUAGAUGAAGGCAUAAUGGAUGUCUCGAGGUAUGGUUUGGUGGGUGCUGCUCAGUGCCUCGCCCUUACUCUUUAUUUCAACAAAAAUUUAGCUUCCAUGGGAAGGAAUGUUUGGAACAGUAGAGUUGCACAAUUCCUUACAGACACCUGGAUGAGUUUUGGCUGUGUGGCUGCAGUGGUAAUAUCAGCCUCUAGACAAUGAUCAUCAUUUGUCAUGACCAAGGUUAACGUUAGUAAAUAUUACUGUAUUAAAAUAUUUAAUGUAAUUAUUGUGACACCAGUAAAGGUGACAUUUUCCUAAUUACCAGUGAUAUGGCAUCAUCGAAGCCUUAUGAGGACAAGCCUUGAAAACUGAAUAAGGCUCCCUUCAAGUUAUGGACCAAAUCUGUGAUAGCUUAGAUAUAAUAUUGGUAAUUCGUAUAUAAUUAAAAUCACCAUAGUUAUUUACUACCUCAUGUGUAUACCAUAUGAAAUAAACCUGAGUUUCCAUAAAUU
Messenger RNA from Penaeus monodon (black tiger shrimp), 1622 nucleotides. RefSeq lists its product as uncharacterized. Lineage: Eukaryota; Metazoa; Arthropoda; Malacostraca; Decapoda; Penaeidae. The transcript has a single exon. The coding region runs from base 580 to 1329 and encodes 249 amino acids. The record is from RefSeq and is a predicted model, not a curated record.